UCCCCCCAAAAGAUCAAUACCAUAAUCCCUACUUGUGUAAUACAACCAAGGCGUCACCAUGGCAAGCGAGAAGUCAGAUACGCAGAAGCAGGAUGCCCAGAUCAAGUCGGCCGACAUGAGCGAAGAGAUGCAACAAGAGGCCAUCGAAGUCGCACAAUCGGCAAUGGAGCAGUUUACCAUCGAGAAGGAUAUUGCCCAGUACAUCAAGAAGGAGUUUGACAGCAGAAAGGGUGCCACAUGGCACUGCAUUGUAGGCCGCAACUUUGGAAGCUUUGUCACUCACGAGACGAAGCACUUCAUCUACUUCUACCUGGGCCACUGCGCCAUCCUGCUCUUCAAGACACAGUAAACGGAUGAUUCUGGACUGGGCACCAUCGGUCAUUGUGCGAUUCACGUCUUCUCUGAUUGUCAAAGGAAUGCCUCGUGGUUCCGUAGUAGAGACGGCCGUCUCGUUUCAAGCUAGGGCUCGGAGUGGUGCCUGAUUGGCUUUGGUCAUGUGCAUGAGGAGAGGUAUUCCUCUUCCCAGUACUGACUGUUGUCUUUGUAUCAAGGUUGGAGGGUAUGUGCAAUUCAGUGGCAUCUCAUCACCUGGACACGGAAAGAUGGCCCUAAUUCAAUGUUAACGACGGCGACGAGUCUCCUUCUCUCCACAAAAGUGGCGUUGAAGGCUAAUCUAGCGAUACCACAAUAUAGUGUUCGUACAU
This is a messenger RNA of Exserohilum turcica Et28A, 704 nucleotides long. RefSeq lists its product as uncharacterized. Gene Ontology annotation, molecular function: dynein intermediate chain binding; dynein light intermediate chain binding. Gene Ontology annotation, biological process: cilium assembly; microtubule-based process. The record is from RefSeq and is a predicted model, not a curated record. Gene Ontology annotation, cellular component: cytoplasmic dynein complex. The transcript has 7 exons. Bases 59 to 349 code for a protein of 96 amino acids. Lineage: Eukaryota; Fungi; Ascomycota; Dothideomycetes; Pleosporales; Pleosporaceae.